Cylicostephanus goldi is the source of this 795-nucleotide messenger RNA. The record is from the annotation of a GenBank genome assembly. Lineage: Eukaryota; Metazoa; Nematoda; Chromadorea; Rhabditida; Strongylidae.
AUGAUGUCUGUGUUUCUGAUGGGUGUAUACGAUAAAGAGACAAAAUCUUAUCGCACUGUUACAAAAUGCGGCAAUGGACAUACAGAUGAUGUCCUUGAUGCUAUAAAUAAGAAGAUGAAAAACCAGAUGACAAGGAUUGAUCGAGAUUUUGAUCGGCUGCCAAAAUGGUUGCGAUGCUCGCGCAGCGCUGAAUUUUCAAAAUCUGAAAAUCACACAGCUGGAGGCAUAUCCAUCCGCUUCCCACGUGUGACUCGAAUCAGGGACGACAAAGACUGGGAAUCUGCUACAAGUCUGGCUGAACUGAAGAAGCUCUUUGAAACUUCAAAAACAAAAAGCGACUUGGAUCGUACUGAAGAAGAUGAAACUCCACUAUAUGUCAAGGAGGGCAUGGAUCAUGGAAACAUAGAAGAAAUUGCUGAAGAAGAAGCUGCAGCAGUUAAUACAAGCACUGAAAGUUCGAGCACUAAUACUAGUGCGAAUGGAAGAAAACGAAGUGCUGAAGAUGAAGUGGAAGUCAAGGAUGUGAAGAAGGCAAAGAAAGCAGUAGAUGAAGUCGUUGAAAAGGAGGAAAAGGGUGCGAAGAAAACAAGGAAGACAAAAAAGGAAGCCAAAGAAGAGGAAGAAGAAGAGUAUGAGGAAGAAGUAGUAGGAGGAAAAGAAGAAGAGGAGAAGGAUGAGGAGGAGGAAGAAGAAGAGAAAUGUCCUCCUGGGAUGAAAGCUUGCAAAUAUGGAGCUGAUUGCUAUCGGAGGAACAAGGAGCACAAAAAGGAAUUUUGGCAUCCGAAGAAGAAAUGA